AUGGCAGCUCUUCACGUGCACGACCUGCGGCGCUGCCGGAUCGACCGGCAGCGUCGUCACCCGGCCCGCCGGCACGGUAGAGGAACGCGGCGGGCCAGCCGCUGGCGUCCAGCUCCAUCGUCACCCGCUCCAGGCCGCAGCGCAAACAGCUCGGCGACCCGCCGUCGGCAUCGCGCAGCACCUGCACAUAGGCAUUGCCGUGCAACAACAUAUGCGUCGCUACCGUCUCCAGCAGCGCCUGCCCUCGCCGCGCGCCUGACCAGCGGGAUCAGUUCUGGAUGCGAGGCGGUCAGCGGCGCAUCCGCCAGCCUGCCCGCGACCAUCCGCACUGCCCGCUGCGCCACUGGAUUGCGGGCACCCCUCACGCACCUGCGUUUCAUAGGAAGGCGCCGCCCCGUCAGCGGCACCCCGACCAGGCCAAGCCCAGCCAGGAGCAAAGGACGCGCGCCCCCGCCCGGCCUUGCGACCGAACAUCCCCAUCGUAUCUGCUCCUCGAAAACCAUUCCUCCCCUGCAGGGAGGGGACCAACGAAGCUGGUGGAGGGGUGCGUCACCGCCCGCCGUGACGGACCUACCUCUCAAGCGUGACACCCCUCCGUCAGGCCUGGUGGCCUGCCACCCCUGCAGGGGAGGAAAAGAUGCCCUCACAAAUUCCGUAUCCCCGGCGGGCCCCGCCCGGACAGCAUCAGCUCGGUCAGCGCCCAGACCAGCGCAUCGGCACCCCGAUCCGCGAGUGGCCCGGCCCCGCAGGAAACCACGCAUACCACACGCGUUCCUGCGCAUAGAGAAAGGGAUUACCGGCUCCCGCCCGCGCGGGCCUUUCCGAUCGAGGCAUAGACCAGAUGCACCGGCAGGGGUCGGGUCGGCGAGCCGCAGCACGCUUUCGACCAUAUCCCCGCCCCGGGUUGCGCUCAGGCCACCACCCGGUCGGCGCGGUUGCCGAGCACAGCCCGCCACGCGCGCCGCCCUUAGCCUUCAGCCAUGCCUGUCGCGCCCAGGCCCGACCGCAACGAUCCCGCAGGCAUCGCCGCUGCUCGUCGCAGGCGGAUCGACGCCGACCACCACCCGGUCGAGCGCGGGCACCGUCUUCACCCGCGCUGCCGGUCGAGCGUGCGCGCGGGUCCACAGCGCCCCUCGCGGUCGUCGACCAUCUCGCCGUCCAGCCCUGCCGCCCCAGCCGCGUGUCGCCAUACUGGGAGAGCAUCGCAUCCUGAAAGCUGUCGGGCAGAUGCGCAUUGUCGCUGGUCCGCCUGAUCGUCUCGACACAGUCGGGCAGUGCCAUGACCUUGCGCAUCCAGCGGCGUCGCGCGCGGCGUGGUCGACCAGCACGCGGAUGCUCGCCCAGCCGGAGCGUCAUCACCAGAUUGUCCCAUCCGGCCUCCCCUUCCACUUGCCCAGUUCGUCGCACCAGUGGCGUGAUGCUGCGGCCCGCGCAAAGCCCCGGGCGCCGCCGCCGAGUAAGCGAAGCCGAUCGCGCCCGACGAAAUGCACCUGUCCUGUGCUGAUCCAUUUGGGCGCUUUAAUGCGCGCCACCGCCAGCAGCCCACUUUGCCGCGCACCAUUACCCGUUCAACAUCGCGGGAGCGUUGCGCCCAUCAGCGCGAUCCGCGCGCCGAUUGUCGCGGCCAGCGCGCUCACCCAUUCAGCACCCGCACGCGUCUUGCCGAAACUGCGUCCUGCCCGGAUCAGCCAGACCGCCAGUCGCCCGGUGGCGCCACCUGUCCGUCAUGCGCCCAUAAUUCCCCAUCGCUCGACCAGCUCGCGCUUCUGCGCGGGCCGUCAACGCGGCCAGCGCUUGUUCGCGCGCGCAGGGUUCCAGCAUCGCCAGCGUGGCGAGCCGCGUUGCCGCAUCCUGUCCCGCCAUCACGCCAUCCCCUUCAACCGCCGCCGUGCCAACCCGUCGAGCGCGCGUUCAGCGCCGCAUCGGUCUCGGCUGCAUCGGCCGCACCGCUUCGCUGACGCCAUCACCAGCCUUGGCCAUGGCGCUGAGCGGCGUGGGGUGAUGGAGAGGCCGGCGGUCCCCGCACCGGCCUCUCCCGUCCUCCCCCCCUCAGCCACAGACAACAGGAUCAGCAUACGGCGCAGCAGACCUUCCUCGACCAGCGCAUGCGCCGCUCCGAUCGCCUCGGCCCAGCCCUUCGCGAAGCCGAUCGCGUCGCCGCAAUCCCCGUGCCGCGCCGAGCGUCUCUCCACCGCCCGCGCCGCCACGCCCGCAUCGGCACUGAUCGCCAGCGCCUCCGAAUUGCCGUCGCCGCGCCUGCGUCCACCGCGCGCCCUCCCCGUUCCGGCCAUUCCCCGCUCCCCGAAGCACCGGGGGGCAGAUGCGGUCGCUCCCUUCGGACCCCACUCGCCCCUUGAUGUUCCUGUUAUGUACCGAAAGCUGGGGUUUGUAUCCAACAAACGAACCCAGUUGGUUGGUCGCACAAAAGCGGGCUUGCCAGACGCAGAAGGCGUCGGCAUUAGGCGAAGCUUCCUGAGAGGGGGCGAUUGGCUCAGUUGGCCGGGGCCAGUUACCGUCUCAUUACGGCUAUUCCAACAAAAUGGUUGUUCGCGCGGGGCGCGCGGAGGACGCAGAGGUCGUCCGAUUGGCUGCGGCUCGUCUUCAUCACCAAGUGGAGAGGUGCAUAAGCCGCGACGGGCGGGACACGUCCGCGUUAUCCGCCCCUCCCGCGCGAACAAAAUCUCUCUCGACUCGCUACCGUUUCAUCGCAUGCAUGGCAUCUGGACCCCGGCUCGCUGGGGUGGUCCUCAAUGGCCCGCGAUCAGGCCAGUUUUCAGUAAGUCGCGUACUGCCAUGCGCGAUGCGGUGGUAGGGGACCAGCUGCACCGGCUGGCCAUCCGACGCUGGGAUGUGAAUUCCAGCGCCGGGCCGUGGCCCGGAUCUGCUGGGGCCAAGGCUUUCGGAUCGCCGGACAAAGCGUGGGCGCCCGAACGGUGUGCGUUAUUACCUGCCAUAUUUACGCCUUCGCUGAUGAUGAUGUCGGCCCCGGCGCCAGCCCUCGCGGCCCAGCGCACCGCCAGCACCAAGCGGGCCAUAGGUGAAAACGACGAUCUCCGGCGCGGCGGGGGGCGCUGA
Acanthosepion pharaonis is the source of this 3075-nucleotide messenger RNA. Lineage: Eukaryota; Metazoa; Mollusca; Cephalopoda; Sepiida; Sepiidae. The record is from the annotation of a GenBank genome assembly.